GCGGGAAGUUGGCGAGGGGCGCUGCUCCCGCCGAGGAGGAGGCGGCGGCGGGGCGCUGGCGCGCCGCUCAGGUGUCCGCUCCGCCUUCCGGCCUGAAUUUAGCUCCGUGAGUCCAGCGAGAAGGGGACCGCCGACACCUCGCCCUACUGCCGGCCGGAGCGCGACGCGGACUUCCACCGGAGGCGGGGCCCGUCAUCCCGGCGGCGGACCGACGGACCGACGCCGGGGACAGAGGGCGGUGGCCUCGGUGGAGGCGGGCCCCGAACCCCGGCGGCAGCCGCGCGGCCUUAGGGGCGAGCAUGAGCCCCGGGACGCCGAAAGGGGGCCGCAGGGGCUGAACCGGGCGCGGAGCGGCCUGGCCCAGCCAUCUUGACUGCGCACAGCGGCCCGCCCGAGAGGAAACUUGCUGCGCCGCCGCCCUAGGUGCCCGGCAAAGUCACCGGCGCGCGCGGAGAAAGCGAGCGAGAGAGGGACGAUGAGCCGGGGGCCGGCCACUCUGCCCUGCGAGGGCUGAGCCCGGCCGGAGUGAGCGGGGCAGACCCGGGGACCGGGGUGCCCUCCGGCAGCCACCCUCGUCUCCCGCAGCGCCGUGAGGACGCGUCCCGCGAAGGGACCAGGCUAUCGGCAGACCCCCCCCCCCUCCCGGGAGAGGCAGGAGAGAGCCCGGCAGGGCGCCCUCUCUCCCCUCCUCCGGCGCUCUUGCAGGAUCUCCCAGCGCCCCUCCGCGCGCCGCCCGGAGGGCGAAGGCGCGUGGCCGAGGCGCGCAGCAUGGAGUGGGGUUACCUGUUGGAAGUGACCUCGUUGCUGGCCGCCCUGGCGCUACUGCAGCGCUCCAGCGGCGCUGCGGCCGCCUCGGCCAAGGAGCUGGCGUGCCAGGAGAUCACCGUGCCGUUAUGCAAGGGCAUCGGCUACAACUACACCUAUAUGCCCAACCAGUUCAACCACGACACGCAGGACGAGGCGGGCCUGGAGGUGCACCAAUUUUGGCCGCUGGUGGAGAUCCAGUGCUCGCCCGACCUCAAGUUCUUCCUGUGCAGCAUGUACACGCCCAUCUGCCUGGAGGACUACAAGAAGCCCCUGCCUCCCUGCCGCUCGGUAUGCGAGCGCGCCAAGGCCGGCUGCGCGCCCCUCAUGCGCCAGUACGGCUUCGCCUGGCCCGACCGCAUGCGCUGCGACAGGCUGCCCGAGCAGGGCAACCCUGACACGCUGUGCAUGGACUACAACCGCACCGACCUCACCACGGCCGCACCCAGCCCGCCGCGGCGCCCGCCGCCGCCGCCGCCGCCCGGCGAGCAGCCGCCCUCCGGCAGCGGCCACGGCCGCCCGCCCGGGGCCCGGCCCCCGUCCCGCGGCAGGGGCGGCGGCGGGGACGCGGCUGCGCCCCCCGCGCGCGGCGGCGGCAGUGGUGGCGGAGGCGGGAAGGCGCGGCCCCCUGGCGGCGGCGCGGCGCCCUGCGAGCCGGGCUGCCAGUGCCGCGCGCCCAUGGUGAGCGUGUCUAGCGAGCGGCACCCUCUCUAUAAUCGCGUCAAGACGGGCCAGAUCGCCAACUGCGCGCUGCCCUGCCACAACCCGUUCUUCAGCCAGGACGAGCGCGCCUUCACCGUCUUCUGGAUAGGUCUGUGGUCGGUGCUCUGCUUCGUAUCCACCUUCGCUACCGUCUCCACCUUCCUCAUUGACAUGGAGCGCUUCAAGUACCCCGAGCGGCCCAUCAUUUUCCUCUCGGCCUGCUACCUCUUCGUGUCCGUUGGCUACCUGGUGCGCCUGGUGGCGGGCCACGAGAAGGUGGCGUGUAGCGGCGGCGCCGGGGCCGCAGGCGGGGCGGGGGGCGCCGGGGGCGCGGCGGCGGGCGCGGGGGCGGCGGGCGCGGGCGCGGGCGGCCCGGGCGGGCGCGGCGAGUACGAGGAGCUGGGUGCCGUGGAGCAGCACGUGCGCUACGAGACCACGGGCCCGGCGCUGUGCACCGUGGUCUUCCUGCUCGUCUACUUCUUCGGCAUGGCCAGCUCCAUCUGGUGGGUGAUCCUGUCGCUCACGUGGUUCCUGGCGGCGGGCAUGAAAUGGGGCAAUGAGGCCAUCGCCGGCUACUCGCAGUACUUCCACCUGGCCGCGUGGCUCGUGCCCAGCGUCAAGUCUAUCGCCGUGCUGGCGCUCAGCUCGGUGGACGGCGACCCGGUGGCGGGCAUCUGCUACGUGGGCAACCAGAGCCUGGACAACCUGCGCGGCUUCGUGCUGGCGCCGCUGGUCAUCUACCUCUUCAUCGGCACCAUGUUCCUGCUGGCCGGCUUCGUGUCGCUCUUCCGCAUCCGCUCGGUCAUCAAGCAGCAGGGCGGCCCCACCAAGACACACAAGCUGGAGAAGCUCAUGAUCCGCCUGGGCCUCUUCACCGUGCUCUACACCGUGCCCGCCGCCGUCGUGGUCGCCUGCCUUUUCUACGAGCAGCACAACCGCCCGCGCUGGGAGGCCACGCACAACUGCCCGUGCCUGCGGGACCUGCAGCCGGACCAGGCGCGCCGGCCCGACUACGCCGUCUUCAUGCUCAAGUACUUCAUGUGCCUGGUGGUGGGCAUCACGUCGGGCGUGUGGGUCUGGUCCGGCAAGACGCUCGAGUCGUGGCGCGCGCUGUGCACCCGCUGCUGCUGGGCCAGCAAGGGCGCGGGCGCGGCGGGCGCGGGCGCGGCGGGGGGCGGCCCGGGGGGCGGGGGCCCGGGGGCCGGCGGGGGCGGGGGGCCGGGCGGCGGGGCGGGCUCCCUGUACAGCGACGUCAGCACCGGCCUGACGUGGCGGUCUGGCACGGCCAGCUCCGUGUCUUAUCCAAAGCAGAUGCCAUUGUCCCAGGUCUGAGCGGAGGGGAGGGGGCGCCCGGGAGGGCUGGGGAGGGGGCGAGGAGACCGAGUGUUGCCGGGGGUGGGCGGGGGGGGACACUCGGAGGCAGAGGGUCCCCCCUUCACCGUGUUGAUUGCUAUUAGCAUGAUAAUGAACUCUUAAUGGUAUCCAUUAGCUGGGACUCGCUUAGAACAAAGUACCUGGCAUUGAAGGCUCCCAGACCCAGCCCCCGUUCCUCCACCGACGGGCGAGGAAUUCCUCCCGCCAGGCGUUAAUUUGUCUUGGCAGAGGAGCGUGAGCUCUGCUGCCGCGUUUCCAGGACCCAAGGUUUGGAGCCCUCGCUGGUUGCCAUUUGCUGAGCUUGAAACCAGACCUACAGAUUUCACCUGAGGGACCUAGUUUCCGCCCUCGACUCUUCCUGCGUAAACCCUCACCCCUAACACGUCCUAGAGGAGGGAUGACCGCGACCUAAUGGGAUUGCACGGUUUGGGUAUUCUUAAUGACCAGGCAGAUGCCUUAAGUAAACAAACAAGAAAUGUCUUAAUUAUACACCCCAAGUAAAUACGGGUUUCUUACAUUAGAGGAUGUAUUUAUAUAAUUAUUUGUUAAAUUGUAAAAAUGUGUAAAAUAUGUACAUAUCCAAAGAUAUACAGUCUGUACAUUUUCUGUAAAAAGUUUAGAGGCCACCCCUGUAAGAACAAAUAUAAGUAUUCUAUUUUGGCAAUAAAACGACUUUUGAUAAAUGAUUUAAACAUUGCCCUCUCCCCCUGCCUCUCCUAAACUGUUAAACCUUGAAAGUGCUUUUUGCUGAGGGCCCGUGGGAAACACGGACAUUUGCUAGUUCCUCAUUAUGUACACUGCCCUUAGGCAUGGAGAAAAUGACCUGUUAAACUCUAGUUCCUAAGUUGUUAGCAAAGUUGAAAUAUCACUAUUGAACUGAAAUCAAGAUUAAGAUUUUGCACCUUUCCCGAGAAGGUGGUGUUUUUUGAAUGGUAGCUCAUUUCUGAUCCAUGGAUAAGGACACUCACCUUAGUGUCUGUAAACGGAACUUUUGCAAGGCACUAAUUCCACUCCGCCUUGUUAUUUAUCUUGUAUGAUAUCACUAAAGGCUUCAAACUCCACGUUCAUUUCUCACGUCUGUGAUUCUGAAAGCACCAGCUCUUCCAGGACUGAACACACUGCGGAAGGGUAGGGUAGAGGUUAAUGUUUUAAACCAUCGAUCACACUUUACAGUGUAAGUCACUCGACAAUUUGGUGGCAGAGCAGGCGCUCUUUACUGGAUUAAACUAACGGGUUAACAUCUUAAUAACCUUCCAGGCUUGUGUAUAUCACAUGUGCUGCUUUUCCUAGAGAAAAAGCUAUUGUUCCUCUGUCAAGACUAAGCUAAUUGAUUUGAGCAGAGGCUGUUGAAUUAGCAGAAGAAUGCUUUGGCAAUUGUUGAACUUUUUACCUGUCUGCCUAGUGGCUCAGCACACCAUUCCUUUAAGAGAAGCCAAAUGAAUAGGGUUAAUCUGUAGGGAACUUGGUCUUUUGAGUUUGAAAAACUUUGAUCUUUUCUCCUCUCCAAAUGUGCUGUAUAGUCUGAAGUUUCUUUCCCUGCGGCCCGGCUCCUCUUGGUGCAGACCAAUUGGCCACCGCGGAGCCUUAAAGUUCUUCCAUUAAAGGGAUGUGGGACUUUUACUUUAAAAAGGAGAGAGAGCGACGGAGAGGAAGACUUGUAACAGUUAGUGAAGACCAGAGGCACAAGUGCGCGCAGCCUUUUAAACAGCUUUCCCCGGCAUUGUUAGCCAGCCUGCAGGCAGCUAGGCAUGGGUUGAAGCAUUAUAGAAAAGGGCUCUGAAUGCCCUACAGGUGGUCUGCGCACAUAAUCCCCCAAUUUAAAGCGUUUUCCUUUGCUGGACAAUUGCAUUACAAAACUCCCUUCUUUUUCGCUCCUAAUUGAACCAAUGAACUAUUAUAAACUACAAGUUUUUCGUAAAAAAAAAAAAAAAGAAAGAAAAAGAAAACCUUCAGUGCCUAAAUUCUAUUGACUAAAUUCUGGCAAGUUUUCUGAACCGAACCUUUUAAAGCACCGGAAGUAAAAGCUUCUUCAGCAGACAUUUCUCUUUUUCAGAUAUUUUUAUUCCUCUUGCUUGUUAUUUUCGGACAGAUUAGCAAUAAUUUAAAAGUAAUUGGUAAGGUUGUGUGUUCAGACUGAAAAGAUAGCCCCAGGUCCCUUAUUAACCUGUCAAUCAAGAUAAGAAAUGGGCAGCUACCCUGCUAAUGAUGGGGGGCAUCACACAUUGGGGGCUGGGUGGGGACUUGUUCGCUGCAUCCUAAGAAGUUUGUUCUCUUUACUUCUCCUAAUAGGAAUAUUUAGUGGUUCAAAAUUUUUUUUCCUUUAAUGAAUAGGAUGGAAACUACUUCUUUGACUGAUCUUUGUCAUGUAAGAGGCUUUUAAGGAGGGUUUCUUGGUAGAAACAUUUUGCAAAUCCUUUCCAGAGUCAUUCUUGGUGUUAAUUGGAUUUUUAAAAUUAGAUAUACGGGAAGAACACCUACUUUAGCUAUCAUGCUGAUUCUAUUUUUUUAAAGUCAGAACCACUGUAAAAUCUUCACCUCCUGGCAGUUUAUAUUAAAGAAUUACCAUUUUGUAACUUGGGUACCAGUGAGUGGCCUGCUUCUAACCCAUGGGGUGACUCUCAUGUACUCUGUGUACAUAAACCAGCCAUAAACUUACACUUUCAGUUGUAAAGUUUUAAAGGCAGUUCCCGCAGUCUUUAUCACGUAUGUGAGAAGGAGAGACAGUUAAAAGACUAACUCGCCUAUUGGUUUCCAAGUUUAGCAGGAGUCUCACUAUUGACAUAUUUUCAACUAUGUGACAGUGGGAAAUGGUCAACUUUGAAGUUUUUUCCUUUAUUAAUUCUUCAGUAUAGCCUUGUAGAAUGCCACAUUUGAUCACUUUUACAAAAUGGCUACAAUUCUGAGAACAGCUCUUAGGAGAAAGCUGCACCUGUCAUCGCAGAGGCUGAUUUUAGAGACUGAGAAUUAAAACAGAGCGCUAGUUCCUUGCCUUUAAACCUAGAACUUGAAUUGCAAAGUUGCCAGUACCCAAAAGGUAUCUAUUAAUGGGAUUAAAAACUCCAAAUUGGUUUGAGGGGUGGGAAAAGGGAGGAAGAGUAUUUGGCUAUCUGUGUUAGAUGAAUAUAGAUGGAUCCCUCACCAGAGCAUGCAGCCAGUAUGAGUUUCUGAAAACCUUGUCAAAUACGGGGGGACGAGGAGGGGAUAAGGUUACUGUGUGGCUAGAAGAUCAAUGUAAAUAAAGUCUAAUAUGGUUAAAAGCAUUAGAAAAGCCAAAGCUCAUUAAAAGUACUUGUGGCAGAAGUUAUGUGAAACACUUUCUUUUUGCUUUAUAAUGAACGCAACUUGAAAGUACCACAAAACAGAGGGGAAAGUGUAUUUAGAAGUUUAAGGAGCAAACUUUGUCACCAUUACAGUGACACCUGUAUUGAUGUCACCUGCAUGGAUGACCUUAAAGGUUUCUGUAAGUCUUCAAAGUUUGAGGGAAAGAAAUCGGAUUGUUUUGCCAAAAGAAAAGUCACACGUGGAGCCUCACGCAGUUGUGAGCACAGGAUGCGAUUGAAAGCAUAGUUACAAAAUAGUCCCUUGAGAUGCAGCACACAGCGCCCGCGGUGAUCGACUUCCACACUCGAUACAAUACUGCCACCUGGCGAUGCUGCAAAGUUCCAGAACCGGGGGAUGGGCGGGCUCCCUCAUUUCAAUUCUUUCAACUACUGAGCCCCCCGCGGUGCAGGCCUGACCCCUGCACAGAGGGCCUGCAGCUAUUUAUAUUCAUAAUUUUGAACUCCUUCUCUCAAGAAAAAGAUUCCCCAAACUGCAUCCGUUUAAGGCCCCAAGAGACCUCAGUUGAAUUAAACUCUCCAUACAACAGUUAUGCGAAAAAUCUAGGCUGGGUUGAAAUCCAAUGAUAGGUCUUUUAAAAAAUUGUCUUCUGAGUUACUUUUAUUUCAAGAAUGAGCAGCUCACCAAAGAUUCACCACACCAAAACUUAAUGGGAGAAAGAAUAAAUCGUGAAGACCAUCUGGAGGGGGGCCAUGCAGUCGGCUUGUUCAUUUCAGUACACGCCUUACAGGCUCCCACCAUGAAGUCCAUCUGUGGAUUCUGGUGGAUGCUCUCCAAUGCCGCGCACAAACACUGCUGGCUUGAGAGGGACGCAGGCUGUCCCCCAUCGUCUAGCCAGGUGUUCAUGGAAGCACACCACGGAAUAGAAACCGUGCCAGGAUACAGGUCAGCCAAAGGGAAGAGAGGGGGAGGCGUCCGUUCUGGAAUAGUGGAGCACAGCAGUGUGGGGAGACCAGGCCUGCGAGGAGUGCAUAUAGAAAGGGACAGCUUCACGAAGCCCAUGUCUGAAGGCUUCUUGCUCCUGAGGAUCAGAGUGACCGGUAGGGCCAGGUGGGAGGGGGCGACACUGGUCAAGGGGAAGGGGACCAAAGAUCUUAGGUCACCUGUGCGAUCCUGGAGUUUUAAAGGGGUUAUUGAGAACCUUGCUGCUCUGUGAACAAGGAGAAGCAGCGUGGCCUAGGAAUAUGUGAUGGAAUGUGGAAUCGGAAGCUGUGCUGUAUCCAGAUCCACAGCCGUUCGUUCAGCACGCACACGAAGGUGCCUCAUUUUCAGGCCAGGAAGCUGAUGCCCGAAGCGGACUGGACUUGCCCAAGGUCAUACAGCCAGGAGCAGAGCUGGGCUUAGAAGCCACAGAUCCUACGUGUCACUCCUAUUUCCCUAGGCCCUUCCCGCUGCCCUGGUGUCUGUGUAAGUCCCUAAGGCCACCAACCACCAUGUGCAGCCAUCCCUGACAUCAGCUCUCCUGGCCGUGUUCAGCCAGUCCCAGAAUCCUACCAGAGUCCAGGUUUUCCAUGGUCUGGUGCUGACCUACAGAGGAACAUUCGAACACACAGCCUGAGAGGCUGCCCGGAGAGCUCCGGGAACGUUUGCCUCUCCGGCCCCUGGCUGACACGGGCCAGCUCACCUGCUCUGCACUGCCCGCAUUCACAGUAACACGAUAAGUGGCCAAGUUCACAUUUUCCUAGUUGAUACAAAGGCCCAAGGACACAGUCUGUCUGCUACUUAGGAGCUGCAGUGACUGGGAGGCAGGAAGCGGUCAGCGGCUGAUGGAGUCACGCCGGGGAGAGGGCCCCAGAGUGGGAGUACCGUGCCCUGGUCAGCAGAGGCUGGAGCCUCCAGGGAGAAAGCGAAAAGCAGAGCCGCUGGGUGCUGAAGAGCCGGGCCGGAGCAGCAAACAGAGAGUGUGGCUGAGGCCCGCGGAAACCUCUGGAGGGAGAGGACCAGCGGGAAGGGAGAUGAGCUCAGCUGAUUUAAACCACAGGCUCCAGGAGAUGCCCCAAGAGGAUGGUGGUACCCGGAAUGGGGCGGCCAGAGAAGGAUGGAGUGAAGGAGGACCGGCCAGGCAAGAGCAAAGUCAGGAUAAAUUUUAACUAAAUGACCACGUUUUAAUGGCUUUCCAAGCCUUGGGGAGAACCAUUAUUCACCAAGGACAAAGGUACCUAUUUAUAGCACCUUAUUUAAUGCUCAGGUGAACCGUACACUAAUUUAAAUUAGAAAAACUCUUUCCAACGUUCAUCCUCUAACAAACCUGUUUCUAAUUAACUAACACCCUGGCAGUAGCUCUCACCCGUGCCUACAUGCUAGAAGCACUCGGGGUGUUUCUUAAAAACACCAUGUCCCGGCAGCACCCCAGACCAGCUGAACCAGAACUUCUGGGCAUGGAAUCUGGGAAUUCAAAGUUUUCUCAGACUACCCCAGGUGAAUGAUUCUCAUGUGUAGGCAGAGUUGAAAGCCAGCGAACUGCAAUUGAAGGUGACAUUAUGAUCUAAAGUGAAACAACAAAAUACAACUAGAAGUUAACUAAGCAAACUGCUUUUGUCAUCCAAUUUAACUAAUUUAAAUGGAAGUGGUUAUUUUUUGUCACCUUGAGUAAAUAUUUGGGAGAGGACAAGGGUGCCCUCACCUGGUCCAAAGGGAGAACUUCAUGCUAUGUUGUUUUGAACGGAAGCUCUCGCUACACAGGGCUGCUUUAGACAACCCUGCUUUUUCUUUCACUUGUAAUGAAACAACCAAAAACUGGGUACAUAGGGAAUGAGUCUUUUAACCUAGAAAUUAAACCCAACCUGUAAACCUAGAAGGACCCAAUCAUGUCGAUAUAUUAUUAGUAGAAGCUAUUAAAAUUAAAGAUACUCUUUUUCUUCAGUAAAUGUUUAUUUAGUAAAACCAACUCAGCUAGAAAUGAAGGUUCAUCCUGUGGUGACCUGACCUGGGUGUGACUUUCCAAGACCAGGUGACCUGUCACCCUGUAGUCCUAGAGGCAGGUAGGCUGUGAUCCUGAAUGUAUGUCACCAUGUGUAUCUUUAAAAGUAAACUCAUACUAUCUUACCUGAUGCUGGAACUUUGCUCAAGUUUUAGAAUUUUUCGGAUAACGUUUAUUCAGUGCAGAAAUCUACUCUUUCUCCAGGUACCCUGAAAGAAGGGAUGAGACCUUGACCAAAGACCCAGAAAGUGAGAUUCAUUCCACAAGUAAACUCUGAGGUUUUCCUGAGUCUACAGAACAAGUAUGAUCUUAGAUCUUAACUGUCAGACCUCAUCCAAUUUCUGUAAGAAAGAGUCUAAGCAGAGGGUCAUAGGUCAAACCCAUAGACAGGAUACAAAUUUUGUGUAAUACCAUUAAAGAGCAUCCUUGGCUAUACUUAAUAGGAACCAAAAAGAAGUUAAUUCCAGGAAUCCGGACACAGACACUUUUGGGGGACCAAAAAACUGGAAGUUGCUAAAAUGGAAGUUCUUGUUAAAAGGCUCUGUUAGAACCAAACAAAAGGUAUCAUUUCAUAGCAUCGCUGGGAUUAGAAAUACAGGAUGUAGCUAUAGACACUUAGCUUGUGAAAAUGAACAUAUGUGUGCCCUCAUUCAAAAUACCCUCCUCGAUCCUUGUGGUUUACACUUUAUUUGAAUCUAUGCACUUAGGACAUUGGUACAAAGAGAAGAGAUUUAUCCCUUGGACCUUAUCCAGUCACAAGUGAUUAUUCACUCAUCUCAUCACCCAGCCACCCAGUGACCCACGCAUUCUUUACCCACGUAUGCUCCUUCGUUUCCGUAUCAAUCAAAAUGAGGCUAAGUUUUGCUACAAUAACAGACAACUCCAAAAUCUCAAUGGCUUAAUGCAACAAAAAAUAAUUUAUCAGAGAAAGACAAAAAUCAUAUGAUUUUACUUAUAUGUGGAAUCUGAAAAACAAAACAAACAAAACAACACUCAAAGAUACAGAGAACAGA
This is a messenger RNA of Balaenoptera acutorostrata (minke whale), 10152 nucleotides long. RefSeq names its product frizzled class receptor 8 (gene FZD8). The transcript has a single exon. Lineage: Eukaryota; Metazoa; Chordata; Mammalia; Artiodactyla; Balaenopteridae. Gene Ontology annotation, molecular function: Wnt receptor activity; Wnt-protein binding. Bases 769 to 2838 code for a protein of 689 amino acids. Gene Ontology annotation, biological process: canonical Wnt signaling pathway; non-canonical Wnt signaling pathway. Gene Ontology annotation, cellular component: plasma membrane. The record is from RefSeq and is a predicted model, not a curated record.